Ochotona curzoniae (black-lipped pika) is the source of this 999-nucleotide messenger RNA. RefSeq names its product complement C1q and tumor necrosis factor-related protein 9-like. The transcript has 3 exons. Gene Ontology annotation, molecular function: protein binding. NCBI's taxonomy places the organism in Eukaryota, Metazoa, Chordata, Mammalia, Lagomorpha, Ochotonidae. The record is from RefSeq and is a predicted model, not a curated record. The coding region runs from base 1 to 999 and encodes 332 amino acids.
AUGAGGAUCCGGUGGUUCCUGCUGGUCAUUGGCGUCUGCAUGGGGCGUGUGCGCUCGCAGGACACCUGCAGGCAAGGACACCCUGGCAUGCCUGGGAGCCCAGGUCACAACGGCCUGCCUGGAAGAGAUGGACGAGACGGAGCCAAGGGCGACAAAGGGGACGCAGGAGAACCAGGACAUCCUGGAGACCCAGGGAAGGACGGAAGGAGUGGAGAGAAAGGAGAACCAGGAGCAGACGGAAAAGUUGAAGCAAAAGGCAUGAAAGGCGAUCCUGGCUCACGGGGGUCUCCAGGGAAGCAUGGACCCAAAGGAUCCGUGGGCCCGGUGGGAGAGCCAGGCCUCCAGGGAGAGCCAGGCCCUCAGGGGCCGAAGGGGGAGAAAGGUGAUGUGGGCCCCAGGGGGCCGGAAGGCCUGACCGGAGACCCUGGACCUGCAGGCCCGAUGGGCUUGCGUGGCCCUGUAGGCCCCAUAGGCAAACCCGGCCCCAAAGGAGACGCUGGCCCCGUGGGACCCCAGGGUGAGCCAGGAGUCCGAGGAAUGAGGGGCUGGAAGGGGGAUCGAGGGGAAAAAGGGAAAAUCGGGGAGACUCCAGUGACGCCCAAAAGUGCGUUCACGGUGGGCCUCACGGUGCUGAGCAAGUUCCCAGACGCCGACGUGCCCAUCAAGUUCGACAAGAUCCUGUACAAUGACCUCAACCACUACGACGUGACCACGGGGAAAUUCACCUGCCGCGUCGCCGGCGUCUAUUACUUCACCUACCACAUCACGGUCUUCUCCCGGAACGUCCAGGUAUCCUUGGUCAAAAACGGGGUGAAGGUACUGCACACCAAGGACGCCUACAUGAGCUCGGAGGACCAGGCUUCGGGCGGCGCGGUCUUGGAGCUGAAGCUGGGGGACGAGGUGUGGCUGCAGGUGGCUGGAGGAGAGCGCUUCAAUGGCUUGUUUGCCGACGAGGACGACGAUACCACCUUCACUGGCUUCCUGCUGUUCAGCACCUAG